Molecule: messenger RNA, 1375 nt
Organism: Tarenaya hassleriana
Lineage: Eukaryota; Viridiplantae; Streptophyta; Magnoliopsida; Brassicales; Cleomaceae
Product: E3 ubiquitin-protein ligase Hakai
Exons: 3
Coding region: 122-1270 (382 amino acids)
Biological process (GO): protein ubiquitination; regulation of cell adhesion
Molecular function (GO): ubiquitin protein ligase activity
Source: RefSeq, a predicted model, not a curated record
UCUGUUUACUGGUAAAUUGGCGUAUUCUGCUCUUCCCGGUCCUCUUUUUCGUUUUGUCCAUUAGGGUUUCUCCGUAAUCAAUCUUUUACCAAGCAAUUCCUUUUUUCCCCUUGCAUCGAAUAUGCUUCAAAUUCGGCUGAGGAGGGAUACGACGGCGGAGAUCGGCGGUGGAGCGAGGCCCUCGCCGGCGGAGACGGUGACUGUGGCAUGUCCCGACCACCUCGUCCUCGCCGAUCUUCCUGUCGCCAAAGGGAUUGGUUCCGUGACGCCCACUACUGUAAUCAAGCUUGUCGGUCGCCGUUCUCGCCGUCAGUUAGGGGAACGAGUUCACUUCUGCGUCCGUUGCGAUUUUCCCAUCGCUAUCUAUGGUCGCCUGAGUCCUUGUGAACAUGCCUUUUGCCUCGAAUGUGCUCGUAGUGAUUCGAUUUGCUAUCUUUGUGACGAGCGUAUUCAAAAGAUUCAGACGAUCAAGAUGAUGGAGGGAAUAUUCAUCUGUGCGGCACCUCACUGUCUUAAAUCUUUCCUGAAGAAGGCAGAUUUUGAAUCUCAUAUCCAUGCAUUUCACGGCGAUCUUUUACAGCCCAACUCAGAGAAAGACGACGGUAACGAGUCAGACGUUCAAAGCACAAAGCAAUCUUCAGCUUCCGAAUCCACACUGCGAGGUCCUGUUAGGCCCCAGCAACUAUCUCGGGAACAACCACCGCACAGGCAGCCAAAGGCACAACCAGGAUUUGGGCAAGCCUCUAAUUAUCUGGCUGAAUCUCCGGCUGAUAACUCCCGCCCUCCAGGGUUUGAAACGGCUGGUUCCAAACCCGGUAUUCUGCCCGGGAACCAGUUCCCUGAAUACCCACCAAUGCAUUCUAUGCAACCACUCAAUCAGCCUAUGCCUCCUAUGAAUCAAAACCAGGUUUUGCCCCAACCCUUUGGUUUUCCUCCAUAUCCAACUGACGGGGGCCAACCAUUCUACGGUGGUCCCUACGAGAUGCCGAGGACAGAAAGCGGAUCAGACCAAGGAUCUUUACUGGUUUAUCCUCCAAUAGCACCAAUGGUGAACCCAAAUUUCCCGGGACCCUAUCCUCCUCAGACAUGGAACCAUGGAAUGCCCGGUUUGCAUUUCGACGCUACAGCAGGAGGUCAGGGCCAGGGGAGUCAAGGAGGCAGAAACAACCUUGAAGGCAAAGGCAUACUGCCACCUCCUCCGCCGGCUCAGGUGGCACAACAGCUAAACCGGGGUCAGUUCUAUCAGGGUGACACUGGAAGAACAACAUGAGAUGGGUUUGGAACUUGUGGUAAUUUAGGAAAUUCUUGUCUCCAAACUCAUUUGUGAUUGACGAUCAAUUGUUUGUUUGAAAGGAAGCAAUUCUCGUUUUUUUAA